Messenger RNA from Histoplasma mississippiense, 528 nucleotides. RefSeq lists its product with no specific name. The coding region runs from base 1 to 528 and encodes 175 amino acids. The transcript is spliced from 4 exons. NCBI's taxonomy places the organism in Eukaryota, Fungi, Ascomycota, Eurotiomycetes, Onygenales, Ajellomycetaceae. The record is from RefSeq and is a predicted model, not a curated record.
AUGGAUGGUAAUAGCUCUGCUUUUCUGUUGCUGAGCACAUCAAGAGAUAGCAUGAAGGAGGCAGUACUUCGUUUCAGGAAUGCGUUUGUGGUCCUGCGCUUUCAGGAUGGGGAGCCGACUUGUCUGUCUACUCAGAAAAUGAAGUCACCCUUUUCCCAGGUCCUGUCGCUUGCGGCUCUCGCAUUGACAUGGAGCCCUACCCAAGCAGCCCAACUCGCAACACGCGAUAUCACCAUGUUCGAAGAGCGUUUUCUUAACUCACUCGAAUAUCAGCUCCCCAACAACACAAUCAAGCUGAUCGGAUUCAAAAAGGUUAAGGUUCCGGAGCACGAACUCGGCGACCUGAACCAGCACUACAUGAGCAACCCUAAGGAAUGGGGAAAGCUGAAUAAUUAUUUCUAUGACCCGCCCAGCGGCCGCACGCUCAGUAUGGGAACGCAUACGUUUACGACUUUGGGGUCAAGGUUGUACUUGAUCACGACCAUAGCGGGCGCCUCCAGAAACGAAGCGGGAAGAAAUCCUGCAUGA